ACACGCGGCACGCUCGCCGUCCACUGCAACAGGUUACGCGAGCUGCAAUUGUUCAGGUCGCGACACCCACCCGCCCCCUCCCACCCCUAUCCGCGAACGUCCGGCCGGCGCGAUGGUCUGAUCGCGGGUCCGUCCACCGCAAUGGCCGCCGCUGGCAACGACACCACGUCCAUCACCAGGAUGGUCAUCGAGCCCGGGCUCAUGGACAUGAUGGGCAACUCGCUGUUCGACAUGCUGGCUCCGGCCGUCACCGAUUCGUCCACGUACGCGCCGUCGUCCGGCGACGACACGUACGGCGGCGACACGGACUCGGCACCGGUCGGUUACGACGACGGCGGCACCGGCCCCGGCGAACUCUGGUACAGGCACAGCCCCGCCAUGACGGCCGUCUACUGUUUUGCGUACACCAUGGUGUUCUUGGUCGGCCUCGUGGGCAACCUGCUGGUUGUUUCGGUCGUGUUCCGGUCGCCUCGGAUGCGCAACGUGACCAACUACUUCAUCGUCAACCUGGCCGUGGCCGACAUUCUCGUGCUGGUGUUCUGCUUGCCGGCCACUCUGUUGUCAAACAUUUAUGUCCCUUGGAUCCUCGGCGAAUACAUGUGCAAGAUCGUACCGUACAUCCAAGGAGUUUCAGUGGCCGCCUCGGUGUACAGUUUGAUAGCCGUGUCCGCCGACAGGUUUCUGGCCAUUUGGUAUCCGCUAAAGUGCCAGGUGACUACACGCCGGGCCCGGUACAUAAUUGGCUUCAUUUGGUUUGUGUCUACGACCAUCACCAUACCGUGGGCGCUGUUCUUCGACAUGGUGGCCAUUUUCAAGGACGCGCCAAACCUGGAACUGUGCUUGGAAGUGUGGCCCGACUAUCUGGACGGCAAUCUGUACUUCCUGGUGGGCAACCUGGGCAUGUGCUACGUGGUGCCGAUGAUCGCCAUAUCGCUGUGCUACAUCAUGAUCUGGGUGAAGGUGUCGCGACGGACCAUACCGACGGACAACAAGGACGCGCAGAUGGAGCGCAUCCAGCAGAAGAGCAAGGUGAAGGUGGUGAAAAUGCUGGCGUUGGUCGUCAUAACGUUCGUGGUGUCGUGGUUGCCGCUGUACGCGAUAUUCGCCCGAAUCAAGCUGUUCGGCAAGCUCGAGCCGUGGGAAGAGGAAUUCCUGCCCAUUGUGACGCCCCUCGCCCAAUGGCUGGGCGCCAGCAACAGCUGCAUCAACCCCGUGCUGUACGCUUUCUUCAACAAGAAGUUCCGGCGCGGCUUCACCGCCGUGCUGCAGAGCCGCAGCUGCUGGGCCACGCUCCGGUACAACGAGAACGUGACGUCCGCCAACUCGUGGUCGGCCAGCAAGGCGUCCUACUACAUCACCAAUCACCACGCGUACACCAAGCGGCAGUCCAGUCAGGAGACAAACGUUUCUUACAUCUUCAACGUCUGAGCCCAUCGAGUACACGCGGGUCGUCCGGAACGACUUUUGAGCAAAGCAAAUUCAACAAAACAUAAAACAUUCUGCGCGUGUCGCUCGUGUAAAUUUAACCAUGUGUACGAUUUACAUUUGUCCUACACACGGAACACACGACAUCAAAGCGAAAACCGCAUCAUAAUAUUAAAAAAAAAUAAAAAUAAUAAUAAUAAUAAAAUUAAAAACCAAUACUAUCUUAUAUAAUUUAUAAAAACCUCCUUCAAUGACGUUGGAAGGGUUAACGGGUCCGGCGGCGGGAGACUUAGCCGUCUCCCGCCUCCUCUCCCCCAUCGCCAUCGACAUAAUAACGGGUAAUCAGACCAUUAUUAUAUUAAUAUCGUUACAUACACAUACAAUAACUAUUAUCAUUACGAUAAAUAACAUUAGAAACGUCAUCUUACACGCGUAUACUGUAACAACGCGAUACGUACGAUACAAAUGAAUGAAACCACCACCUUCCUAUUGCAAUAAUAAUAUUAUUUUACAUAGCCGGGUAGACGCUGCACUGUGUCGGUUACAAAUUUAGACCACCGACCGUCGCGUCCGGACCACCUUAUUAGUAUUAUGGUAUUAGAUCCCCUAAAUCUCUCCUUUCUCCAAAUAAAAUAACACGUCCGUUAAGCCGUGCACGACACUAUCGGUGUAGGCUAUGUUUUGCCCUAGUUUUUAAAAAUGUUCUUUUAUAUAUAUAUAUAUAUAUAAUUCUAGGCAAAAUGUGAUCUUAGACGCGCCAGUAUUCGUGUUGGCCGUACACUUUUUGCGCUGUAAUUGUUUGUGUACUAAUUAUUACUAUUUAUUAUUUGUAUUAAGUCCUGUACCGCCCGGUUGGCCGGCUUAUUCCGUCCAUAUUUCGCUAUGCCGACUAACCAGUAACCCUAACCCCUUCAUCCACAAUCACCUGGCCCUUCGUUCGGCAAGCUUAGCUUAAUAUGUGUUUUUUUGUUUGUCGCAAAACAUGUCCCGGACGUGUCACGCCUAUCCCACACGCUCCCCUCUCCUCGCGUCUUUGUCCCACGGGCCGCGUUUAGGUUCCCGGACUUAGAAAGUAUACCCCAAAAAAAUAAAAAUAAAACAAGAAAAAUGAGUAAAAAAAAACAACGAAUAACGCACAAUGUAUGAGAGAAAAAGAAACAUAAACUUAUAUUAAAAAAAAAAAAACAUAAUUUCGUGUCCAUCGUGUGGGAAUAUUAUGGUCGAUGUAUGUGUGUGUGUGUGUGUGUGUGGGAAGUAGAUGGAAAAAAAGAGAAGAAGUAAUUGGUAAGAGAUGGAAAACACUUCGGGUAAGGUCCUGUUGUCAGAGAAAAUGGAUGGGUACAGUUCACUGAAAGACAAGACUAAGAAUGUUUUAUUCGCGGGUACGUUCAAUAAUGAUACAGAAACUUCAUCCGCGAGGAACUUGACCUAACCUAUUAGUACUGCCGCUAUCAAACCAAUUAAACACCUUACCGUAAGCUUUCGAUAAAAUAAUAGUAAAAAAAAAAAUAAUAAAGAGUUUUUUAACACUGUGAAUAUUGCACACCGUCCCCGUAUAGGCUUGGCUUGUGUUUUAGCAUUUUUUGAUUAUUAUGCCCACAAGUAACUUAAACAGAACCCAAGUCACUUGUCGCUCGAUGAACUGUACUCUGUUUUGUGAAUAAAAGGAAUCGGUGGCUCACGUGGGAUAUUUUUGAAGGGGUUAUGCCCCCUCCCCAUUGUGUGUGCCACCUGAAGAAAUGAUUAAAAUGUGAGUGUGUGUGUGUUGAUUUUGGACAGUAAAAAAAUCAAUUAACGAAACUAACAUGACAAGAUCCGUAAUAGCAUUGCGGUGUAUAGGACACACUUACCAUGCACUUGGGUUACAAAUUAUAAAACUUUUCUACAUAUAUUAUAUUGCCUGAUUCUGCCCUAGUUCUAUGAAAACUACCGCGAAAAGGCUAAGAACCACCCCAUAAAGGAAAGUGUCGCUUUUCGGUCACGGUUAUGUGCAUGUGCAUGUUUUAGUAGCCAUAUACACUACCAUGUAUAGUGUUAUUAUAAUAAUAAUAAUAAUAAUAUAUAGGUAUAAAUUAUGUUUAAUGAAAUGUUCAUCUGAAAAUUAAUUAUUAACUACUCAAUUAAGACCCGGCAAUCGAUUCUCGCAAUAGGUAGCGACGGUAUAAAUGAGCGAACAGUGAAAAGUGUUUUCUGUCACAAACUUAAAAGGCUGAGGAUCAAUAAAUCCGCCCGAGUGAUAGUAAACGAAAAUUAGGAUGAGUAUAAUUUAUGAUAAUGAAAUGCAGGCGCGGAUCCCGGGGGCUAUGAGGUCCCUUUUCUAUAGGCCUACAUCUUUAUAAAAAACAAAUAACGAAUAUUUGCGGUAUAACUUCUUUGUAAAUUAUGUUUUAUAAGAGAGCCGCGUGUGUUGGUGGAAAUCGUGAGACGGUCGAUAGUGAGGAGGAUUUGAGGAGUCGGAUCCAAACAGCUGGUAAAAUGGUGCGAGAAACAAAAUGGAACUAUAUCAUGGUCAAUAUAUACUAUAUAUUAUUAUCUAGCUUUGUAUUGUAACGAAUUGGAUACUUAAGUUAAUGUUUGAGAUGUAUUUGUUUGUGUUUUUACGGUUCGCCGAUAGUACUUAAAUUAUUUAUUUAUUGAUAUAUAUAUAUUUACAUUUUAUUUUUUUAAUCGUGUGAUGGAUUUAUGAUAGGUUUAACUGCAGUCUGUUUUUCAGAUUUCAGACGGUUGAAAACGCCAUUAUUGUUGGUCGAUUGAGAAAUUCUAUUUUAUAUGAACGUUGGCACGGUCAGACUUUUUUCAUCGAGUCAAUUUGUUAGCUUUUGGGGUUUUCCUCAGUUAUAGUUUAAGCGAGAACAGGAGUGAACUGUUGAUCUAAUCGUUAAAUUUUAAAAAUUAUACUAAGAUGGCUGUAUUUUAUUUUUUUUAUUGUGAGAAAACGGGUUUAGUUCCUAAAAAUAUUUUUUUACCCACACGCUCUAGUUAAGCUUUUCCCCUUCAUCCUUAUAUCAUUAUAUCCUUAUAGAUCCGCGCCUGAUCUAGGGGUAUGGUUGGGUUCGAGAAUCGGUGCGCCGUUUUUUUUUCUUUUUUUUUUGUCACCGGUAGCGAAAAAAAACAGAAUUAAGAGUUGUGUAACGACAACAAAAAAAUAAUCAACUUAACCGCUACUUACACCCCAUAUAAAAUAGAUAGGUGUAGUGUUUGAAUGUUUAGUAGCUCAAAGUAUUGUUUGAAAAACACCCUGUUAUUAUGUUAUGUUUUAGUCGGUAUUUAGAUAAGUAUUUAUGUAAUGUAAUAAUAUAAAUUAAAAUAAUAUAUAAUCUAAUAAUAUAAAGAACAUAUACUAGUGGUAAAUCAAAUUGUCUGCAAUAAAUUGUACGAAUAAAUAUGGUUGAUUAAGAAUUUUUUUUUUAUGCAACACCAAAUCGAGGUGGCACCACGAAGUCUGAAAACAAAUGUUUUUAUUUCACUGUAUACGUUAUUUUCAUAAGUUUAAGUAGACAUAUAAUAUCGAUAGGUAUAUAUAUAUAUAUAAUAAUUAUAUACAUAUAUUUAAUAAUUAUGUACCUUACAAAAGUAACACAUUAAUUGUAUUUUCUUUUAUAUAUACAAAUUUAUACGUAAGCUAUGCCGAACCCAAAAAAAAACAAGCAAUUAUAUUAUAAAACAACCUGAAAAUGGAUUCAUCAUUAUAAUAUUAUAUUUUGUAUAUUAUAGUACACAUUAUAUAUGAUAUAGAUUUAAUAAAUGUUUGAAUUUAAAUGCAUAUUA
Molecule: messenger RNA, 5193 nt
Organism: Adelges cooleyi (spruce gall adelgid)
Lineage: Eukaryota; Metazoa; Arthropoda; Insecta; Hemiptera; Adelgidae
Product: neuropeptide SIFamide receptor-like
Exons: 3
Coding region: 142-1428 (428 amino acids)
Biological process (GO): G protein-coupled receptor signaling pathway
Cellular component (GO): membrane
Molecular function (GO): neuropeptide Y receptor activity; peptide binding
Source: RefSeq, a predicted model, not a curated record